AUGGCUGCCGUGUCAGCUGAGCAGUUUGCAGCCCUCCAGCUUCUGCUCAAGGCUUCCUCGAAAGAUGUUGUUAGACAGCUGUGUCAGGAGAGCUUUUCCAGAUCGUCCCUGAGCUCAGAAAAACUCCUGGAUAGUACGUGCUCCAGCCUGUCCGUGACCCAGGAAGAGGCAGGUCAGCUGCUCCAGGCUCUGCACUGCCUCACGAGGCUGGCCGUGUUCCGGGACCUGUCCUCCGCCGAGGCUCUCCUGGCUGUCUUUCCUGAAAACUUCCACCAAAACCUCAAAAACCUGCUGACCAAAAUCAUCCUAGAACACAUAUCUACGUGGAGAACUGAAGCCCAGGCAAAUCAGAUCUCUCUGCCACGCCUGGUCGACUUGGACUGGAGAGUGGAUAUCAAAACCUCCUCAGACAGCAUCAGUCGCAUGGCGGUGCCCACCUGCCUUCUCCAGAUGAAGAUUCAAGGUGAUCCAAGCCGGUGUGGGGGGGAACCUUCCACCUCAGCUGUCACCAUGGAGCUGAGCAGAGAAAUGCUGGACACUAUGCUUAAUGGGCUGGGCCGCAUCCGAGACCAGCUCUCCGCUGUCGCCAGCAAGUGA
Molecule: messenger RNA, 597 nt
Organism: Elephantulus edwardii (Cape elephant shrew)
Lineage: Eukaryota; Metazoa; Chordata; Mammalia; Macroscelidea; Macroscelididae
Gene: COMMD9
Product: COMM domain containing 9
Exons: 6
Coding region: 1-597 (198 amino acids)
Source: RefSeq, a predicted model, not a curated record